ACAAUCGAUAGUUCCGCAGCUGCUGUGUUGGGCCGGCAAAUUGUUUAACUUGCUAAAUUGUUUAAUAAUGUUUUAAUUAGUUGCAACAGCGAUCAAACCAGACAACCGCAAUGUUUUCCAUGUGCAAGCAGACGCACGCCGCCACGGCGCUGGAGUUUUCGAUAGCGUGCCGCUUCUUCAACAACCUGGAGGAGAACCUGGUGGUGGCAGGCGCCAAUGUGCUGAAGGUGUACCGGGUGGCGCCCAACGUGGAGGCGGGCCAGCGGCAGAAGCUAAAUCCCAGCGAGAUGCGGCUGGCGCCCAAGAUGAGGCUGGAGUGCCUGGCCACCUACAACCUGUACGGUAACGUGAUGUCGCUGCAGUGCGUCUCCUUGGCGGGAGCCAUGCGGGAUGCCCUGCUGAUCAGCUUCAAGGACGCCAAGUUGUCCGUGCUGCAGCACGAUCCGGACACGUAUGCCCUGAAGACCCUCUCGCUUCACUACUUCGAGGAGGAUGAUAUUCGUGGCGGCUGGACGGGGCGGUACUUUGUGCCCACAGUGCGCGUGGAUCCGGAUUCCAGGUGCGCUGUCAUGUUGGUUUAUGGCAAGCGACUGGUGGUACUGCCCUUUCGCAAGGACAACAGCCUGGACGAGAUCGAGCUGGCGGAUGUGAAGCCAAUCAAAAAGGCUCCCACAGCCAUGGUCAGCAGGACGCCCAUUAUGGCCUCAUAUUUGAUAGCACUGCGGGAUCUGGACGAGAAGAUCGACAAUGUGCUGGACAUACAAUUCCUGCACGGCUACUACGAGCCCACGCUGCUCAUUCUCUACGAGCCGGUGCGCACCUGUCCGGGAAGGAUCAAGGUGCGCUCGGACACCUGUGUUCUGGUGGCCAUUUCGUUGAAUAUCCAGCAGCGAGUGCAUCCGAUUAUCUGGACGGUCAACAGUUUGCCCUUCGACUGUUUGCAGGUUUAUCCCAUUCAGAAGCCUAUUGGUGGCUGUCUGGUGAUGACCGUCAAUGCCGUGAUAUAUCUAAACCAAAGUGUUCCUCCAUAUGGCGUCAGUUUAAACAGUUCGGCUGACAACAGCACGGCGUUCCCGCUGAAGCCGCAGGAUGGAGUGCGGAUCAGUUUGGACUGCGCGAACUUCGCGUUCAUUGAUGUGGACAAGCUCGUGAUCUCGCUGCGUACUGGCGAUCUCUACGUGCUCACUCUUUGCGUUGACUCGAUGAGGACAGUGAGGAACUUCCAUUUCCACAAAGCAGCUGCCAGUGUGUUGACCAGUUGCAUUUGCGUCCUGCACUCCGAGUACAUCUUCUUGGGAUCACGUCUCGGAAAUUCCCUGCUACUGCACUUCACAGAGGAGGAUCAGAGCACGGUGAUUACCUUGGAUGAUGUGGAGCAGCAGGCGGAGCAGCAGCAGCGCAAUCUGCAGGACGAAGAACAGAAUGCAGAGGAGAUUUUCGAUGUUGACCAAAUGGAAGUGGUACCACCCCAGGCUAAAUCGCGUCGCAUUGAGGAUGAAGAGCUGGAGGUGUACGGUUUGGGGGCCAAGGCAUCGGUUCUUCAGCUGCGCAAGUUCGUGUUUGAGGUGUGCGACAGUCUAAUAAACGUGGCGCCCAUCAACUAUAUGUGCGCCGGGGAAAGAGUGGAAUUUGAAGAGGAUGGGGCCACAUUGCGACCACAUGCGGAAUCUCUGCAGGAUCUCAAGAUCGAGCUGGUUGCUGCCACGGGUCAUAGCAAAAACGGAGCUCUGUCGGUGUUCGUAAACUGCAUCAAUCCGCAGAUCAUCACAAGCUUUGAGCUUGACGGUUGCCUCGAUGUGUGGACCGUGUUUGAUGAUGCCACCAAAAAGACCUCCCGGCACGAUCAGCACGAUUUUAUGUUGCUUUCACAAAGGAACUCCACUUUGGUUUUGCAAACAGGACAGGAAAUCAACGAAAUUGAAAAUACGGGAUUCACUGUUAACCAGCCGACCAUAUUUGUCGGUAAUCUUGGACAGCAGCGUUUUAUUGUCCAGGUCACCACUCGUCACGUCAGGUUACUGCAAGGAACUCGUCUGAUCCAGAAUGUGCCCAUCGAUGUCGGCUCGCCAGUGGUGCAGGUGUCUAUAGCAGAUCCGUACGUUUGCCUGCGUGUGCUAAAUGGUCAGGUAAUCACAUUGGCGCUGCGAGAAACUCGUGGAACUCCGCGACUGGCUAUCAAUAAGCACACGAUCAGUAGUUCCCCCGCCGUGGUUGCCAUCUCCGCGUAUAAAGAUUUAUCAGGACUAUUCACAGUCAAGGGAGAUGACAUCAAUCUCACGGGAAGCUCAAGUAGUGGAUUUGGCCACAGUUUUGGGGGCUACAUGAAGGCGGAGCCCAACAUGAAGGUGGAGGACGAAGAGGAUCUGCUCUACGGCGAUGCUGGAAGUGCUUUCAAGAUGAAUAGCAUGGCGGAUUUGGCCAAGCAAUCCAAACAGAAGAACUCCGACUGGUGGCGACGUCUCCUCGUGCAAGCUAAGCCCAGCUAUUGGUUGGUCGUGGCACGUCAGAGUGGAACCUUGGAGAUCUACUCUAUGCCGGACAUGAAGCUGGUGUAUCUCGUAAACGAUGUGGGCAAUGGAGCCGUGGUCCUCACGGACGCCAUGGAAUUUGUACCCAUUUCGCUGACCACGCAAGAGAACUCCAAGGCGGGCAUCGUCCAAGCUUGUAUGCCGCAACAUGCCAAUUCUCCACUGCCGCUGGAGUUGAGCGUCAUAGGUUUGGGUCUCAACGGAGAAAGACCUCUACUCAUGGUAAGAACUCGAGUGGAGCUGCUUAUAUACCAGGUUUUCCGAUACCCCAAGGGUCAUCUGAAGAUUCGAUUCCGCAAGCUGGAGCAACUGAAUCUGUUGGACGAACAGCCGUCGCACAUUGAUUUGGACGAGAACGAAGAGCAGGAGGUGACAGAAUCCUACCAAAUGCAACCGAAGUAUGUCCAAAAACUGCGGCCUUUUGCCAACGUAGGAGGACUUUCUGGCAUAAUGGUGUGUGGUGUCAAUCCCUGCUUUGUCUUUCUAACAUCCCGCGGAGAACUUCGCAUACAUCGGCUGCUGGGGAACGGCGAUGUGCGUAGCUUUGCCGCCUUUAACAAUGUGAAUAUACCCAAUGGAUUCCUGUACUUUGACACCACCUAUGAGCUAAAGAUCUCUGUGCUGCCCAGCUACCUGAGUUACGACUCUACGUGGCCGGUGAGAAAGGUUCCACUGAGAUGUACACCAAGACAACUUGUGUACCACCGCGAGAACCGGGUUUACUGUUUGAUAACACAAACGGAGGAGCCGAUGACCAAAUACUAUCGGUUCAAUGGAGAGGAUAAAGAGCUUUCAGAGGAAAGCCGUGGCGAGCGGUUUAUCUACCCCAUUGGCUCGCAGUUUCAAAUGGUUUUGAUAUCGCCGGAAACCUGGGAAAUUGUGCCGGAUGCAUCGAUAUCCUUUGAGCCCUGGGAGCACGUCACCGCUUUUAAGAUCGUAAAGCUGUCUUACGAAGGUACUAGAUCAGGUCUCAAGGAAUACCUGUGCAUUGGCACUAACUUUAACUACAGUGAGGAUAUUACCAGCAGAGGCAAUAUACAUAUUUAUGACAUCAUCGAGGUGGUUCCUGAGCCCGGAAAACCCAUGACCAAGUUUAAGCUGAAAGAAGUGUUUAAAAAGGAGCAGAAAGGACCCGUUUCGGCCAUUUCCGAUGUGCUUGGCUUCCUGGUCACUGGGUUGGGACAAAAGAUCUACAUUUGGCAGCUACGGGACGGAGAUCUCAUCGGCGUGGCUUUUAUAGAUACAAAUAUCUAUGUGCACCAGAUUAUCACCGUGAAGUCUCUGAUUUUCAUCGCAGACGUAUACAAAUCUAUAAGUUUGCUGCGCUUCCAGGAGGAGUAUCGCACAUUGUCGCUGGCAUCGCGAGACUUCAAUCCUCUGGAGGUCUAUGGCAUAGAAUUCAUGGUGGACAACUCGAAUCUGGGUUUCCUGGUGACCGAUGCAGAGCGCAAUUUGAUUGUCUACAUGUACCAGCCAGAGGCCAGGGAGUCACUCGGUGGCCAGAAACUACUUCGCAAGGCGGACUACCACCUGGGCCAGGUGGUGAACACCAUGUUCCGCGUGCAGUGCCAUCAAAAGGGACUCCAUCAGCGUCAACCUUUUCUAUACGAAAACAAGCACUUCGUAGUUUAUGGAACCCUAGAUGGAGCUCUGGGGUACUGCCUGCCACUUCCCGAGAAAGUCUACAGGAGAUUCCUCAUGUUGCAGAACGUCCUGCUCUCUUACCAGGAUCACCUCUGCGGCCUCAAUCCCAAGGAAUAUCGCACUCUCAAAUCCUUCAAGAAGCAGGGUAUUAACCCCUCACGCUGCGUCAUCGACGGAGAUUUGAUUUGGUCAUACCGCCUAAUGGCCAAUUCGGAGCGCAAUGAGGUGGCAAAGAAGAUUGGCACGCGGACGGAGGAGAUCCUGGCCGAUUUGCUGGAAAUCGAAAGAUUGGCUAGCGUUUUCUAGACAUCCUAUCGCGUCACAGAUGUAAAGUUUUAGUUGGUAAUUUUAUAUUGGUAGUUUACUUUAUAUGUUACGAGUUUCUCAAUUGUAAUUCUAGUUUUGUAAUCCAAUCGAAGCCACAACAUAGUAUUUUGUUAAGUAAACCUGUAGCUUGUUAUGAUUUCGUAGGGCUGAAUAAUAAUUUUUUGGGCAAACAGUAAUCUUCCCUAUAUUUACCAAGUUUAAAUAUGGUAAUAAUAAAAAUAAGAAAAUCGAA
This is a messenger RNA of Drosophila biarmipes, 4731 nucleotides long. It is a transcript of the gene CPSF1, whose product is annotated as cleavage and polyadenylation specificity factor subunit 1. The transcript has 4 exons. The coding region runs from base 111 to 4478 and encodes 1455 amino acids. Lineage: Eukaryota; Metazoa; Arthropoda; Insecta; Diptera; Drosophilidae. The record is from RefSeq and is a predicted model, not a curated record. Gene Ontology annotation, molecular function: protein binding; nucleic acid binding. Gene Ontology annotation, cellular component: mRNA cleavage and polyadenylation specificity factor complex; nucleus.